AUGCAAUACGCGUUCUUUAACGAGACGAUCCCAUCUAUGGUGGCUGUGUGCGGCCCGGUACUGGUCAGCGGCCCGGCGUUUGCCGACCCCUGGUUGGAGCUGCAGCCUUGGGCCCCGAGACCUUUACGUCAACACGCCGCAGCUGAAGUGCUCCAGAGUUCCCUCGGUGGGUCACGUGCAGGCGAGCCCCCCCCCCCCACCACCCCCGCCGACGAGUGGCUGCUUCCGCCUGUCGACACGCUGUGCGUUACGCACUCCUUCAGCACGGACAGCGUCAGGACGACGACGUCUUUAGGCUGUCAUGUGCGGUACGCGCGGGUCGCCGCGGCAACGCUUUGGUCGGUCGCCAGCACAGGAUGUGGACGGAGUGGCGGACGUCGCCGAGGAAGACGGGCGCCGGGCCGGCGUGUCGCGAAAGUUGGCCGACAUCACGGCCGGCUGGGACACCGCACAGUCCACUUCCUGUACGCCGACCUGCUGAGCACCGAGUGGCGCGAUUUCCAGAACCGGAUCGAGCUGGGAACGUUGCGGCGCGUGCAUCGCCCGGUGGCCCGCGUGCACCUGCAGUGGGCCGGCUUCCGGGUGGGAGGGGGGGGGGUCGCCGACGAGCGGGUGCCGCGCUACUGGUUAGGCGUGCUGCGGGCCGCCGGGCACAGCGCGUCGAGAAAGCGCGUAGCUGCUACACGCUCAGCUUCGUCAACACCAGACGACGACGUCCCUUCUCGCUGGACAUUUCAUUAGGUACGCCUAUGCGCAAUAACAUUUUACAAAUAGCUUUUAUUCAACACACACAACAGCUGUUUGUAAAAACACACAAUCAUACAAAUAAUACAUAAUUAAAAAUAUAUACAGAAUGUAUAAAUUUGUUAAAAUUGUUUUUUUUUUUUAGCCCUCAAUGAACUUCAAGCAGAGAAUUUUAAAACCUAUAAUAACAGUGACGAAAAUUCAAAAAUAUUCUAUUAUAUUUUUUUGUAUAUUGGCUUAGAUGAGGAUAUAAUAUUCAAUAUAUAAUAUUGGAUAAGAUUAAAAUUACUUUUAACCAAUAAUAAUAUGAUAAAAAUAAUAAUUAAACAUUAUUUUAGCCCUUGAUGGAAAGACUGUUAAAUAAAUGUAUGUUUUUGUUGUUUUUGCCUUCAACUUGGCUAUCGUGAGCAAUUAAAUGGUUAAAAUAAAUAAAAUGAUUUCUUAACCAAUAAUUAGUCUUUUAGCACUUGAUGGAAAUACUGUAGAAUAAAUCAACUAUUUAUAUUGAGCCUACAGAUGAAAAUGAUCUGUGUUUUAAGAAAUAAUAGAAUAAAUGGAAUUAAAAAUACUGAAGCAUCUUUUGUAAUUAUUUUCAUCCCUUGAUGCUCUAAAUAUUAACAUGUAAAAUAAUAAAUACACGAAAAAUAUAUAUGAAAUCAAAGGAAACAUUUGAAGGAACGCAAUAACUCUAACAUAGACUUUAUUACAAACUGUAUUAUAUGCAAUAAGAUAAUAUAAGAAAACCAAAAUAUUCGACCAACCACAGUCGUUAAAAAAAAGUCACAUGAAUCCAAAAUUAAGUGUUAUUACCCGGUGUACCUAAUGAAGUGUCUGGUGUGUGUAUUCCACCAUCUAGUGGACAAAAUGGAUGGCCUACUUUAUGGACUUGCCCGUUUGUAAUGCGGAGACCAAAGCCUAUAAAUAGUGCAAUAAAUAAAAGCUUUUAAACAGACACUGCAGCUGAAUACAUAAAAGUCAUUGCGAUCUCAGCAUUUAAGGUCCUCGCUUGCAACAAUUGUCUUAUUAUUUUUUGGUGGUGGUUGUUGUUGCUUUAAGUCAAUUCCCAAACAUUUUCAUGCCUUUUACGCAUUUUACACGGUCUUACGUUUUUAGCGACACGAAUCCAAUGGAAUCGCUGUGCACACAAACGCAGCUCGGAACAUUCUGUUUCGUGUGUGUUGUAAAAUUCCGUGUCAAGCUGACUUGGGGCCGUGCUCAUUGGUGUCUUUAUAUGGUCAUUUUUGGGAAGAGUCCAAAGAAUGAAAGUGUCUCACAUUGUCUGAGUUAUGCCCGAACAUUUUUAUUUCCAUUUUAUGUUUUUGUGUGAAUGUUUUAAUUUACUGUCUCGGUGGAUGCGCUCAGCGUAUAAAAGGCCAAGUGGAACAUAUUUAAACUGUGACUCAUGCGUGAAGGUUCGACUGGAAGCCAUUUAAAUGAGACCUGCUGUGCUCUCAUAGCAAGAAAUGAAAACAUUCAAAUGCAAGGUGUUUGAAUGCAAACACUUGAAAUGACUAUUUUUUACGUUUAGCUUAAAAUACUGAUUUUGUGCAAUAAAACUUGAUUGUAAGGACAAAAACCUUUAUUUUUACUUUACAGUGACGCUUUAUUGAGAAUUUGUAUUAUGUCUAUUUUUAUAAUCAAUGUGAGGA
Phyllopteryx taeniolatus (common seadragon) is the source of this 2393-nucleotide messenger RNA. Its product is annotated as probable methyltransferase-like protein 24. The transcript is spliced from 6 exons. The record is from RefSeq and is a predicted model, not a curated record. Bases 1 to 741 code for a protein of 246 amino acids. NCBI's taxonomy places the organism in Eukaryota, Metazoa, Chordata, Actinopteri, Syngnathiformes, Syngnathidae.